AUGGCAUCCCGAGCUCCCGCACGCAACAUGCUGGCAGCCUUGCCCCGCUCGCUUCGCAUCGCGCCGUCGACGCCGAUCACGCGAACGCAUCUGCUCGCGCUGUACAAGGAGCAACUGCGCGUCGCUUCCUCUUUUGGGUCGUACAACUUUCGCCAGUACUUCUUGCGUCGUACGCGUGACAAGUUUCGUUCCGAACUGCCGAGCCUGCUCGAUGCGGCGUACAAUCCCUCGGCGAUCGCUUCGGGGUCGAGCGCGGCUUCGUCCUCGUCGUCUACGUCGGCUGCUUCAACGAGUGCCUCGACAAACUCGUCCGCAAAAGCUACGAACCCCGUUGAAACCAGUGAGGACAACUCGAUCUACGCCCCGACAAGAACGGAAGCCUCGGCUGCGUCGUCGUCGUCCACAGCGACGACGCCCGAGACUCGCCUGAGGGAAUGGUACGCCGAAACUUUGUCGGACCUGGCCAUCAUGGCGCGAGCGGCGAUCGUGAAUGGCAUGUACGAGGCACCCAAGUUGGUCGUUGAAGGGAGGGCCAAGAUGAUGGUGACCGGUGGUGGUGGAGCAGGAGCCGACGCGAGGUGAGUCCGAGUCAAGCUGCGUCUCACUUCUGAGUUCUGUCUCCGAGGAAUGGCACACGGUGCUAAAUUUUUUGCUCAAUCUUGGAUUUCCAGCUACGGUGGAGGUGGACAACCUGCAGAUGGUCAGAAAGGAGUCGCAGCAACGCCAGCGCAGUAGUCCGUCGUCACCUCACGCUUUUCGGACUCUGGUGGCUCCCACCAUAGAACGAGCUAGAGUUUGUCUGAUAGUUGUUGCAAUAAUCGUAUAAGGGAGUAACAACUCGCCAUCUGUGGGGUCUCUGAGAGUGGUGUGUGGCCUACGACCGAGCUCCCAAAGUUGGGAACGUUGCGUCGGGGUGUGGCCGCCGGUGGUGGCGGUGAUGACAAAUAUCCGGCCUGCGAUCGUGCUGCUUCGGGGCGAUGGCGAAGCGCCACAUGAAGCCAUGAAACUCCCUCGGCUUACUCUGGCCCGCUCUACCUUCCUACCUCCGUCCCCCUCUCACCCCCGUAACCUGUAUAGUGAGCACAACAUACGGCUGAACACCUCAAGAACCUCAGGUUGACAGGACGUGCUCUUCCAGUGCUCAAGCAUUUCAAAGGCCUCUUUGCCGCUGCGACCGUCCACGCCUACACCGGACCGACUUUACCGACCGCGAUCCAAUCCCAACGCUCCCUAUCGACCAUGGCCAGUUCCGAGACGGCCAUCUUUGCCAAUGGAUGUGAGUUGAGAUCCCAACAUUCUACGUGUGGGGCUGGAAGGGACAACUUUUUGCUUUAGCGGCUUCUACCCCACACGUUGGCCCCGAUGACGUGAACCUAUGCGGAUCGGCUCAAACACAUCGGUCUUUUCCUUGACUUGUCUGUAGGCUUCUGGGGAACAGAGGUGAGAAACAAUUCCGGGAUCUCGUCCAUACGAUGCUGUCACGCAGAUUUGGACGUUUGACUCCGGCUGCACCCGUUACUAACGCUUUUCGGACGGGUGACGUUCCUCCGCUCCCUGCAGCACAUGUUCCGCAAGCACUUUAUCGGUAAAGGCCUCAAGGACGCCAAAGUAGGGUAUAUUGGUGGCAAGACUUCGGUAGGUCGAGAUGGCAUCUGCACAAAAGCGUCGACCGUCCACGUACUGGAACCGCCAAGUUAAAACUUUGCUCCUUUUCCUCGCCACACAGAACCCGAGUUACCGCGAGGUGUGCUCGGGAUCGACGCAACAUGCCGAGGCGGUCAAGUUAGAGUACGUACCAUCAUGGAGAUCACAAAGGAACUUGAUUGAGCGCGAUGCUGAACUUUUGAACCUCUCGUCAUCGCGUAUGUGUCGCACCGCAGAUUCGACCCCUCGCAAUUGUCGUACGCGACCCUCGUCGAGUUCCACUACCGCAUGCAUGAUCCCAGUAAGUCGGAGGAAGUAUAAGUGAAGUCGUUAUUCACGGUGAAGUCAGGCUGAACCCUUCACUUCUUUCACCCUACAGCCCAGGUCGAUCGCCAAGGUCCCGAUCGUGGAACACAGUACCGAUCGGCGAUCUUCACCACUUCGGACGAACAAGCCGAGAUCGCGAAGAAGGUGACCAAGGAGGUACAGGAGGCACAUUUCCCGAAUGACAAGAUCGCUACCAAGGUGAAGCCGGAUUCAGUCCCUGCUGAUUGCGUUCCGGCGAAGGCUGACAAAGUACUGCUGCUUUCAGAUCGAGCCCGCCGGUCAAUGGUGGGAUGCAGAGACUUACCACCAAGAGUGUACGUCGACCUCCUUUGAGCGAAUUGGCAGAGCGACGAGUGCUCACUCACUCCUCGUUUCCCUUCUUAGACCUUGACAAUAACCCGGGAGGAUACGAGUGCCCGACGCACCGACUUCACUGGUAG
This is a messenger RNA of Microbotryum saponariae, 2411 nucleotides long. Lineage: Eukaryota; Fungi; Basidiomycota; Microbotryomycetes; Microbotryales; Microbotryaceae. The record is from the annotation of a GenBank genome assembly.